This is a messenger RNA of Hipposideros armiger (great roundleaf bat), 4140 nucleotides long. RefSeq names its product ssemaphorin 4F (gene SEMA4F). Bases 114 to 2426 code for a protein of 770 amino acids. Gene Ontology annotation, cellular component: plasma membrane. NCBI's taxonomy places the organism in Eukaryota, Metazoa, Chordata, Mammalia, Chiroptera, Hipposideridae. Gene Ontology annotation, biological process: positive regulation of cell migration; semaphorin-plexin signaling pathway; negative chemotaxis. Gene Ontology annotation, molecular function: chemorepellent activity; semaphorin receptor binding. The transcript is spliced from 14 exons. The record is from RefSeq and is a predicted model, not a curated record.
AGUCGCAGGCCGAGCCCGGCCGAGGAAAAACGAGUGGGCCGAGGCCCCCUGCUCCGUGGCCCUAAGCAGAAGCAGCAGGGUGCGCCCCACCCGGCGGCCAGGCGGAGCGGAAGAUGCCAGCCUCUGCCGCGCGGACCCACCCGGGUCCCGGGCCGCCUCCAGCCUCGCCUUUCCUCCUGCUGCUGGUGGCGGUGCUGAGCGGCCCGGUGUCCGGCCGCGUCCCCCGCUCGGUGCCCAGGACCUCGCUUCCCAUCACCGAGGCUGACUCUUACCUCACUCGGUUCAGCGUCCCUCAGACAUACGAUUACUCUGUUCUUCUUGUGGAUCCUGCUUCCCAUACACUUUAUGUUGGUGCCCGAGACGCCAUCUUCGCUUUAUACCUGCCCUUCUCAGGGGAGAGACCCCGAAGGAUUGACUGGAUGGUGCCUGAGGCCCACAGACAGAACUGUAGGAAGAAAGGCAAGCAGGAGGACGAAUGUCACAAUUUUGUCCAGAUUCUCGCCAUUGCCAAUGCCUCUCACCUCCUCACUUGUGGCACCUUCGCUUUUGAUCCGAAGUGCGGGGUUAUUGCUGUGUCCAGUUUCCAGCAGGUUGAAAGAAUUGAGAGUGGCCGGGGUAAAUGUCCUUUCGAGCCAGCUCAGCGGUCAGCAGCUGUAAUGGCUGGGGGGGUCCUCUAUGCUGCCACUGUGAAAAACUACCUGGGGACAGAGCCGAUUAUCUCCCGGGCAGUGGGUCGUGCUGAGGAUUGGAUUCGGACAGAGACCUUGCCAUCCUGGCUUAACGCUCCAGCUUUUGUCGCAGCCGUGGCCUUGAGGCCAGCCGAGUGGGGGGAUGAAGAUGGAGAUGAUGAAAUCUACUUCUUCUUUACGGAGACUUCCCGAGCAUUUGACUCCUACGAGCGCAUUAAGGUUCCGCGGGUGGCCCGUGUGUGCGCGGGGGACCUUGGGGGCCGGAAGACUCUCCAGCAGAGGUGGACGACAUUUCUGAAGGCUGACUUGCUGUGUCCAGGACCUGAGCAUGGCCGGGCCUCCAGUGUCCUGCAGGACAUGGUCAUUCUUCGAUCUGAGCAUGGAGCUGGGACCCCCAUCUUUUAUGGCAUCUUUUCCUCGCAGUGGGAGGGGGCUGCCAUCUCUGCUGUCUGUGCCUUCCGACCACAAGACAUUCGGACAGUGCUGAACGGUCCCUUCAGAGAGCUGAAACAUGACUGCAACAGGGGACUGCCUGUCAUGGACAAUGAUGUACCCCAGCCCAGACCUGGAGAGUGCAUCACCAAUAACAUGAAACUCCAGCAAUUUGGCUCAUCGCUUUCCCUGCCUGACCGUGUGCUCACCUUCAUCCGGGACCACCCACUCAUGGACAGGCCAGUAUUUCCAGCUGAUGGCCACCCCCUGCUGGUAACUACAGAGACAGCCUAUUGCAGACUUGUGGCGCACAGGGUGACCAGCCUCUCAGGGAAAGAGUAUGAUGUGCUCUACCUGGGGACAGAGGAUGGACACCUCCACCGAGCUGUGCGGAUUGGAGCCAAGCUCAGUGUCCUCGAGGAUCUGGCCUUAUUCCCAGAGCCACAGCCAGUUGAGAGUAUGAAAUUGUAUCAAAGCUGGCUCCUGGUUGGCUCCCGUACUGAGGUGACACAAGUGAACACAACCAAUUGUGGCCGUCUUCAGAGCUGCUCAGAGUGCAUCCUGGCCCAAGACCCUGUCUGUGCCUGGAACUUCCAGCUAGAUGCAUGUGUGGCCCAUGCUGGGGAGCAUGGAGGGCUGGUCCAAGACAUAGAGUCAGCAGAUGUCUCUUCUUUGUGCCCUAAAGAGCCCGGAGAACACCCAGUAGUGUUUGAAGUUCCUGUAGCGACAGCUGCGCAUGUGGUCUUGCCAUGUUCCCCAAGCUCAGCCUGGGCAUCCUGUGUAUGGCACCAGCCCAGUGGAGUGACUGCACUUACCCCCCGGCGCGAUGGCCUAGAGGUGGUGGUAACCCCAGGGGCCAUGGGUGCUUAUGCCUGUGAAUGUCAGGAGGGUGGGGCAGCCCGCGUGGUAGCUGCUUACAGCCUCGUAUGGAGCAGCCAGCGGGGAACUGCCAGCCGGGCCCACACAGUGGGGGCUGGACUGGCGGGCUUCAUCCUGGGGGUUCUUGCAGCAUCCCUGACUCUCCUGCUGAUUGGUCGGCGUCAACAGCGACGGCGUCAGAGGGAACUUCUGGCUAGAGAAAAGGUGGGCUUGGACCUGGGGGCCCCACCAUCCGGGACUACAAGCUAUAGCCAGGAUCCACCCUCUCCCUCUCCUGAAGAUGAGCGGCUGCCCCUGGCCCUAGCCAAGAGGGGCAGUGGCUUUGGUGGCUUUCCUCCACCCUUCCUGCUUGAUCCUUGCCUGAGCCCAGCCCACAUUCGGCUAACUGGGGCUCCUCUGGCCACGUGUGAUGAAACAUCCAUCUAGGGCUGGGCAAAUGACCACUAGUGCAUGAGUGACCGCUGGAAUAGAAUGACCAUUGAGACACUGGGGCCUGGAAGAUCAUCAUGGCCUCUGGGUUCUCUUUGGCCUCUGAGUGAUCACUUGACUUCAGUGUCUGUCCUCUCUGAGCCUGGAUGGGUUCUGGGCCAGGCCAUUGUCUGAGUCCUGAUUCCUGAUUCCCGUGAGAGAUCAGAACUUCUUUCUUCAGUGAAUCAGGACUUUUCCCACCCCUGCCUUCUGAACCCCUGUGACCCCUUCAGUCCUGGCCCACUAUCUUGGGCCCAUUAGUUUGGAAAUGGGGCACAGGACAUAGCUAUGACGUUGCUUUCUGGUUGGACCCUGGCCAGAGGGGAAGCUGUGGAGGUGGUUGGUGGUUGGGGGCUAAUGUGCACUGAGUCCUUGGGUGGUUUUGCUGAUUCUCCCAGUUUGUCUGAUUCUCUGUGGGGACUGCAUGAUCCCCAUGUUGCAACAUGGAAUCUCUGCCCUGAGAUCUCCCUCCAUCCCGGUUUUCCUUCUUCCAUGAAAGAGCAUGUGUACAUAUGAGUGUUCAGGAGACCUGGCCAAAUGUGCAUGAAUGACUGGGUCGAUACUCAGGUAUAUUCAUGGGGGGAGGUUGGGAUGGGGGCAUUGCCUGUAGAAUUUUAGACCCUGUAGCCAGUGAAAGAAUGGCUCUUCUUUCUAAAAGGAAACAAACCACUGCUCCUCCCCAUCACCUCCCACAACCCUUCUCUCGAGUACAGAAAAACUCCCAAAGUGACCUUCUAGAUGGGAAGGGCAGUGGUACCCAGUCUUUCUUUGUUUUUGCCUCUUGGCUGCCACCACUGCCAUGAACAGCUGCUCUUUCUCUGGCUAGAGUGUAGGCUGGGCCCCCUUUCCUUUGGUUCUCACUGAAAAUAAACUUCACAACAUUCUAAAUAUUAGGGGACAACAAAAAGGGAACAGUUAUGGGAAAUACACGCAGCAUAAAAAUAGGUUUGUAUCAGUGACUUUACUCAGGUUGACACCCUUGCCCUAAAGCAGGAGUUCUCUACUGGGGGGUCCACGGACUCCCUGAAAUUGUAUGCAAAACGUUGUCUGUACAUGUGUGCCUGUGUUUUUCUGGGGGGAGGUUUUAUGGCUUUCAUCAGAUUCUCAAGGCCUUAACAGAGUUAAAGGACCACUGCCCCAAGGACACCACAUCAGCAGCAGCUCUCCCUGCCCCACCCCCGCUGCCCUGUGGCCAGCCCUUGGACUUGCCUCUGCUGGAUGCUGUCUCGUUUCUCCAGUCCCUGGAAGCUGUGCUCUGUGUAUAUUUGAAGACACUGUCAACUCUCACCAAACUUAGACACUUCUUCCUGCUUCACAACUCCCGGAUGCUUUAGGCUUCUCCUGCUCAGUUCUGGUCUUGGCCUGUGAAUGUGCCUCGUUUGUCCCUGGUGAGGGGCCCCCUUGAGCUCCAGUGAAUGAUCCAGCCCUUCCCAGUUGAAGUUUUCAGCUCCACUUUUCUUGGCAGCAGCCUGUGAACUACUCAAAAGAGUCCCCUUGGGUUUGGAAUUAUCAGUGGCUUUGCCCUAAUAAGCAUAUGAUCUUUGGCCAGUAAUCUAAUCUGGGAACAUCCGUUUACUCAUCUGUAAAGUGGGGCUAGUACUACCUACCUCAGGGUUGCUGCGAGGAUUAAAUGAGAGAACGUGUAAACAAUAAAGCACUAUCUAUUCCAGUA